AAAUAAGACAUAUUAACAGGGCAGUCGUGGUAAUCCGGUUCAGGUUAACCAUUGAAACACAUCAGCGGGUCUCUCGACUCGCCUGCCCGGGUGGGUCUGUCUUCAGUACGGAGAGGGAAGGUGCAUAACUUCGCCCCCCUCUUCCGCCCUGCGCGCAUCAGAGGUGGGUCAGGCCGAGCUCCCCCUCCCGUUUGACGGCCACGGUGACGCUCAACAGCCAACCCGGAAACAGCAGCAGCAAAUCGCUUUUCUUCUCCUCUCAGACCGCUGCUGGUUUUCUAGCGUGGUGUCCAGACGUCGACUCCCGUGUUUCUCAACGAGCACCAAGAGGCUGACCUCUGCUCGAGGACUGUGACCCGGGGCCACCUGCCAGGCCGGGCGUCCCUGCUCCUGACAGUCACACAGCUCCACUGCUGGUAUCGUAUCAUGGGGAACCUACUGAAAGUUUUGACUUGCACAGAUCUGGAACAGGAGCCCAAUUUUUUCCUCGAUUUUGAAAACGCCCAGCCCACAGAUGCAGAGCGGGAGGUGUGGGAUCAGGUGGACGUGGUGCUGAAGGACGCAAAGGGGAUCCUGGAUGAGCUGCAGGCGUACAAGGGAGCGGGGCAGGAGAUCAGAGAGGCGAUCCAGAAUCCAAGCGAUGAGGCGUUACAGGAGCAGGCGUGGGCGGCCGUGGUUCCUCUGGUGGGCAAACUGAAGAAGUUCUACGAGUUCUCCCAGAGAUUAGAGGCGGCGCUGCACAGCCUCCUGGGAGCUCUAACCAGCGAGACUUACGACAACACCACUCAGCACCUGGAGCGGGAGCAGGCGCUGGCCAAGCAGUUUGCAGAGAUCCUGCACUUCACACUGCGCUUUGACGAGCUUAAAAUGACGAAUCCGGCCAUUCAGAACGACUUCAGCUACUACAGGAGAACUCUGAGCCGAAUGCGGAUCAACAACGUACCGGCGGAGGGCGAGAAUGAAGUCAACAAUGAACUGGCCAAUCGGAUAUCUCUGUUCUACGCCGAUGCCACGCCCAUGCUGAAAACAUUAAGUGACGGCACGACGAAGUUCGUGUCCGAGAACAAGAACCUGCCCAUCGAGAACACGACGGACUGUUUAAGCACGAUGGCGACUGUGUGUAAAGUCAUGUUGGAAACGCCGGAGUACCGCAGCCGAUUCUCCAGCGAGGACACGGUGUCCUUCUGCCUGCGGGUGAUGGUCGGGGUCAUCAUCCUGUACGACUACGUCCAUCCUGUAGGAGCUUUCGCAAAGUCGUCCAAAAUCGACAUGAAAGGCUGCAUCAAAGUCCUCAAAGAUCAGCCGCCGAACAGUGUAGAAGGCCUUCUCAACGCUCUCAGGUACACAACCAAGCAUCUGAAUGAUGAAUCAACCAACAAGACUAUCAAGAGCAUGCUGCAGUAGCACUGCUGCUAUAACUGCUUGCCUCACACCCUGCUGGAGGGAGACGCCACUCUCCUGACUGAUGUCGGUGCACAGAAUGUUUGUUUUUGUUUUUUGCUUUUAUUUUAUAAUGGAAAAAAAGAGCUACAGCUCCGCCCUCUUUUAUAAUGCAAAAUGCUACUGCCAUUAUGAACGUCUUUUUCUGUGCCAAAAAGAUGUUGCUGAGAUGUUUUCGAUAUUAAAAAAAAAGAGAAAAAAAAGGCCAUGCGACGGUGGCAGCUAUUGAAAGCAUUGUGGUGUUUUUAAAACAUGUCUUGUUUUUCCCUCUAUAAGGGACGGGAGUGCUUUGACUUGAAAAUUUAAAAGAGAGAGAGAUAUAUAGAGAAGUAUAUAUUAUUUUUGUUUGAUUCGUUAUUUAAUAUUACAUCUUCUGCAUGAUGAACAUGAUGAUGUCCUUUUCCUUCUAUUUAAAAAAAAAAACCCAACCUGAUGGUUCAGUUUAAAUCGUCUGCUCUAUUGUGCAUUAUUAAAUGUUUUGUUAAUGAAAUGGUACUUGUCAUGAGAUUUCAGAGUACUGUUUUUAUAUUUUUUAUAGGUUUUAAUUUGUGCAUAUGUCUCGGUUUCUGUUUUUUGUUUUUUUUUCAUAGUUGUGUUGUAUUUUUCAUUGAAAACUUUAAACUGUGAUGUGUGCAAAAUCAAAUUUAAAAAAUUGGGAGUCUGUACUGUAAAUGGACAGUAUGUUGUGGCUGGAGAAAUUAAAAGGAGAACUCUUGUUUUCUACAAAG
Molecule: messenger RNA, 2168 nt
Organism: Larimichthys crocea (large yellow croaker)
Lineage: Eukaryota; Metazoa; Chordata; Actinopteri; Sciaenidae
Gene: cyribb
Product: family with sequence similarity 49 member Bb
Exons: 12
Coding region: 427-1404 (325 amino acids)
Biological process (GO): regulation of actin filament polymerization
Molecular function (GO): small GTPase binding
Source: RefSeq, a predicted model, not a curated record